AUGAUGUAAAAUGUUAAACUAAAUGUGAAGUUUAUUAUGUUAUUUCAUGGAAAUGGUGGUUUAAAUGGCGUUAUUAUAUUUUAAGAAUUCGGAGGUCAUAGUUUAGGCGACAGACCUCCCUAAAUUGACAAUUCAGAUAUGCAAGGAGAAUAUGAAUAAGAAUUGUAAAAAAAUAUACUUUUAAAUCAUGAUUAUGUAGUAAUUCCUUAAAAUGCAUGGGAAAAAUUAUAAAUAUGGUAUGGAGGAGGGCCAGCAUUUAAAAGAAAAUAAAUAUUUGAUCCAAAAAGAAACAUAAAGACUUUGGAAUUAUAUCCUCCGGUUAUAUAAGGAUAUAUUGUAAAAAAUAAUGGUGAUAUUGAUUAUGAUAGUAAAAAGGAACUAAUGAUUAGUAAUUGGAAAUCUAUUAAAGAUAUUUUUAAGAAAUUUCAAAAAAAAUAGAAAUUUAGAAAAUUUGAUAUUCUUUAUUACAAAAAGUUGGGUACUAAAUUUGAAAAAGAAAUUGACAUUGAAAAAAGAUUAAUUGAUCUUUUAAUAGAAAGUGGAACUAUAUUUGUUUUUAUGAAUAAAUAAAUAGAACCCAAAUUCUUACAAAAAUAACUUAAAAUUGAACUUGAAAACAAUCAAAAUGAAUAUUCUUAUUAUGAAAUCGGAGAUAUGCUUUAUAUUAAUCACCCUACCGAAAGGAAAAAAAAAAUAGGAUAUAUUUAUUAAAUAAAGUAAUUAAAAAAAAUAAAAAAAUAUUUCAUAUAAAUUUAACAUUAUAUUAAAAUAAGAAAUAAUUAAAUAAAAAUUCAUUUCAAAAAGGAAAGUUUCAAAAAUGAUAUUUGGUUUGAAAAAUAAUAACUAUAUAAUUACAUAUAAAAAAAUAAUUCUUAAAUGAUAAUAAAUAGCUUUGAUAAUUUAAUAAAACCAAAUAAUGGAUAUAAUCCAAAAAUAAUAGGACUUGCAAAUUUAGGAAAUACAUGUUUUAUUAAUUGUGUAAUAUAAUGUUUGGUUUAUACUCCUUUUUUUCGUUAAUAUUUAUUAAAUGAAGGCUAUUUAGACAUAAUAAAAGAUAAUAAAAAAUAAAAUAACAUAUAAACAAUGAAUACUAGCAAUAAUUUUAAUAAUAACAUUCAGAAUGAAUAUUCACUUAUAAGCGAAUUAUCAAAAUUAACAAAAAUUCUUGAUGAAAAACCAUAUAAUGAUGUAUAUAAUCCUGUAUAACCUUAAAAUUUAAAAAGAGCUAUUGACUUUGUUAUGCCUUAAUUUUCUGGUUAUGAAUAAUAAGAUGCUUAAGAAUUCCUUUAAGGACUUUUAGAUAAUCUAAAUGAAGAAGUAAAACAAAUAAAAAAAGUAUGGAAAUAAAAAUAGGCUGAUACUAAAAACGUUUAAAAUUUAAUAAAUAAUUAAAAUGAAAAUAUUUAAUAAAAAUAAGAGUUAAAUAAUGAAGUUGAAGAAAUAUAGGAAAACUCAGUAAUAAAGGACGUUUUUAUUGGUUAAACUAUUAAUACUAUUGUAUGUUCCGCUUGUAGUAAUAUAAACUAUAAAUAUGAAGAUUUUUUUACCAUGUCUUUACCACUACCUAUAAAAAAAAAAAUUAAAAAAAAUAAGCAAAAUAUCUUUUAUGAAGUGACAUAUAUACCUAGAGUAAAUUAAGAUUAUGUACCUGCAAUAAUAAAAUUUGGAAUUACAAUAAAAUAAAAUGCAAUAUUAGGAGAUUUUUAUAAAGAGUUUGAAAAAUAAAGUGGUAUAAAUACAUAAAAGCUGAUUUUUGGGGAAAUCUAUUAACAUAAUUUACAUUAAAAUUUUAAUUAAACAGAUGUUAAUAUCCCAAUGAGAAAUCUAGGAAUUCGCUCACAGGACCAAAUUGCAGCUUUUGAAACUUUGCAAUCGUUUUAACAAUUAGAAGAAGAAAGAAAUAGCUUGUUACCCAAAUAAUUUUAUGAUGAUGAAAAAUCUAUGAACUAAGGAGAUUUUGUUGAUGUUCUUUUAUAUAAUAAUGUAUGGGUCCAUGCUAAAAUAGAAGAUAUUAAUAUUAAAGAAAGAUGGAGUAAAUAAUAUAAAUAUUUUUUUAAUAUAAAAUUAACUAAGAAACCAAAUACUAAAUGUGAAUAUAUUAUAGGAGACGGCCAAAGAAUAUAAUCAUUUCGUUCAAAAAUAUGUAUAUAUCCGAACAAUAUAGGUUAUUUUGUACCUAUAGUAAAUAGAAGAUAUAAAAAUAAAAUAAUGGAAAAAUUCGGAUUACCAUUUUGUAUAAUAGUUCCAAUAUGGUUAACUUGGAAGGAGUUUCAUUUGUAAAUAUAUAAUUAAAUAAAGAGAUGUAUAGAUUUCGAAUAUUUAAUAAAAAAAUAUAAAAAUACUAAAAUUCUAUAAUCAUAAAAAAUAAUAUAAAAAGGAUAUUAGAAAUUAAAUGAAUUUAUAAAUGGGGAAAACGAUUAAUAAUUUAAUAAUUAUUAUUAAUAAUAAUAAUAAUAAUAAUAAUAAUAAUAAUAAUAAUAAUAAUAAUUACAAUAAUUAUAAUAAUUAUAAUUAUAAUAACAUCAUAAAUCUUAUACAAAUAUUAAUUUAAAUAAUGAUGAUUAAUAAUAAAAAUAUGGUUAAUUUUCUGCUAUUAAUAAUUCUGAAUUUUUCCCUUAUAACUUAAGAUUAAUGGAUUGCAAUACAGAAAAAUGUGCGAUUUGUGAUCUUCCAAUAUAAUAUUCAGAUUAAUAAUUUUUAUAAAAAGAAUAUUGUAAAGGAUGUGAACCUGGAUUAGUUAAUGUACCUUUAUUAUGGCUUUUAUAAUCAUCAGAUUUAAAAGUUGCAAUUGAUUGGAAAGAUUCUUUAAGUUUUAAAUUAUAAAGUAUGGUACCUUAGAUAGACAAAAGUUUUGUUGAAUUAAAAAAAUAUUAAAAUGAAAAUAAAAUGGGUAUACCUAUUGAAAAUUGCUUUAAUUUAUUUUCGAAACAAGAAAAAUUAGAACUUAAAUGUGAUAAAUGCAAUUUAAAUUAAAUAUAAUCUACAAUACUUUAAAUACAUAAACUUCCAAAUAUUUUAAUAGUAAAUUUUUAUACUAAUAAUUAAUUUUUAGAUAAAUAUAUAAAUUAGUUACAUUUAAACAGGUUUCAAUUUUAAAAUGGUCUAUUUGAAAAAAUAGAUAAUCUAGUAAAAUACCCGCUUAAAAAAUUAAAAUUAAAUGAUUGGCUACAUAAACCUAACGUAUUAAAUAAUCAAAACACAGUUGAUGAUUAAUAUGAUUUGUUUGCUGUUAUAAAUCAUAUUGGAAAUGGAAAUGGAGGUCAUUAUACAAGCUUUGUUAAAAUUGAUGAGAACGAUUGUUGGGUUUAAUUUGAUGAUGAAAAUGCACAAUAUACCUCAGAAGAUUAAGUAUUAUCAAAAAGAGGAUAUAUAUUAUUUUAUAAAAAAUAAUUUCCUACAUCAGCAAUUAUAAAUUUAACAUAUAAAAAUAUUUGA
Ichthyophthirius multifiliis is the source of this 3435-nucleotide messenger RNA. Its product is annotated as ubiquitin specific peptidase 15 isoform 1, putative. Gene Ontology annotation, biological process: protein deubiquitination. Lineage: Eukaryota; Ciliophora; Oligohymenophorea; Hymenostomatida. The record is from RefSeq and is a predicted model, not a curated record. Gene Ontology annotation, molecular function: cysteine-type deubiquitinase activity. The transcript is spliced from 8 exons.